GUCACACCCUGAAUAAUGACGAAUACCUAUCCUACUGUUACUGAUCACCUAGUAAUAAUCUUGUAGUUCACAUUACUCAUUUUUCACCAAAUUCUUUUGGUGAAGGACGCUUCAGAAACGGCCAUUACUGAAGAGCAGACCCAUCUGGGUUCUCCACGCAUUCUAGACUCCCGAAGAGCUCAUGGUUUUUGGCUAGACCUGUGAUCAUUUUCGCUGGACUUCACUGCAUGCUUUCUCAGUAUCUCCUUCGUCCCUAAUGUGUGACACCUCAUCAUGGACAUGCUACUUUAGCUAAGGCAUGGCCAGCAAUGAACAGCAGUAAGAUAAUGUGCUGAUUAGAAGGCUCACUUGUGCAGUGUGGAGGAUAACCAGUGCCUUACAAAAUGGGAUUUGGGAGUGACCUGAAGAAUUCACAUGAAGCAGUGUUAAAAUUGCAAGACUGGGAAUUACGGUUACUGGAAACAGUAAAGAAAUUUAUGGCCCUGAGAAUAAAAAGUGAUAAAGAAUAUGCAUCUACUUUACAGAACCUUUGUAAUCAAGUUGAUAAGGAAAGUACUGUCCAAAUGAAUUAUGUCAGCAAUGUAUCCAAGUCUUGGCUACUUAUGAUUCAGCAGACAGAACAACUUAGUAGGAUAAUGAAGACACAUGCAGAGGACUUGAACUCUGGACCUUUACACAGGCUCACCAUGAUGAUUAAGGACAAGCAGCAGGUGAAGAAAAGUUACUUAGGUGUUCAUCAGCAGAUAGAGGCAGAGAUGAUCAAGGUUACAAAAACAGAAUUGGAGAAGUUAAAAUCCAGCUAUAGACAAUUAAUAAAAGAAAUGAAUUCUGCCAAAGAGAAAUAUAAAGAAGCUUUAGCUAAAGGGAAGGAAACUGAAAAGGCCAAGGAACGAUACGAUAAAGCGACAAUGAAACUUCAUAUGUUGCACAAUCAGUAUGUAUUGGCAUUGAAAGGGGCACAGCUCCAUCAGAAUCAGUAUUAUGAUAUCACACUUCCCCUGCUUCUGGACUCCUUACAAAAGAUGCAAGAAGAAAUGAUAAAAGCACUCAAAGGUAUAUUUGAUGAAUACAGCCAGAUAACCAGUCUUGUCACAGAGGAGAUAGUGAAUGUCCAUAAAGAGAUUCAAAUGUCGGUUGAACAGAUAGAUCCUAGUACAGAAUACAAUAAUUUCAUAGAUGUUCACAGAACAACGGCUGAUAAAGAACAAGAAAUAGAGUUUGAUACUUCCUUAUUGGAAGAAAAUGAAAAUCUUCAGGCAAAUGAGAUCAUGUGGAAUAAUUUAACAGCAGAAAGUUUGCAAGUAAUGUUGAAAACCUUAGCAGAAGAACUUAUGCAAACACAGCAGAUGCUUUUAAACAAGGAGGAGGCUGUUUUGGAGUUAGAGAAGAGAAUUGAAGAAUCUUCUGAGACUUGUGAGAAGAAAUCUGAUAUUGUGCUUCUGCUAAGCCAAAAACAGGCACUUGAGGAACUGAAGCAGUCAGUCCAGCAGCUGAGAUGCACUGAAGCAAAGUUUUCAGCACAGAAGGAAUUGCUAGAGCAAAAAGUGCAAGAAAAUGAUGGGAAAGAGCCACCUCCAGUAGUAAAUUAUGAAGAAGAUGCACGAUCAGUUACAUCUAUGGAAAGAAAGGAGAGGCUAUCCAAAUUUGAAUCUAUUCGUCAUUCAAUUGCUGGAAUAAUUAGGUCUCCAAAAUCCGCACUGAGCUCUUCAGCACUUUCUGAUAUGAUCUCCAUCAGUGAGAAGCCUUUGGCAGAACAGGACUGGUACCAUGGUGCAAUUCCCAGAAUAGAAGCUCAAGAACUGUUAAAAAAACAAGGAGACUUUUUGGUGCGAGAGAGUCAUGGGAAACCUGGUGAAUAUGUCCUUUCUGUAUAUUCUGAUGGACAGAGGAGACAUUUUAUCAUACAAUAUGUUGAUAACAUGUAUCGAUUCGAGGGCACUGGAUUUUCAAACAUUCCUCAACUUAUAGAUCAUCACUAUACAACGAAACAGGUCAUCACUAAGAAAUCGGGUGUAGUUCUGCUGAAUCCUAUUCCUAAGGACAAGAAAUGGAUUCUCAGUCAUGAAGAUGUCACAUUGGGAGAAUUACUGGGCAAGGGAAAUUUUGGUGAAGUAUAUAAGGGCACAUUAAAGGAUAAAACUUCUGUUGCUGUUAAAACAUGUAAAGAAGAUCUUCCUCAGGAAUUGAAAAUAAAAUUUUUACAAGAAGCCAAAAUUCUCAAGCAAUAUGAUCAUCCGAAUAUUGUCAAACUUAUAGGAGUUUGCACACAAAGACAGCCUGUCUACAUCAUUAUGGAACUGGUUUCAGGAGGUGAUUUCCUCACCUUUCUGAGAAGGAAGAAGGAUGAACUAAAACUCAAACAGUUAGUGAAAUUUUCAUUAGACGCUGCUGCUGGUAUGUUGUAUCUCGAGAGUAAAAACUGUAUACACAGGGACCUUGCUGCAAGAAACUGCCUGGUGGGUGAAAAUAAUGUUCUGAAAAUCAGUGACUUUGGAAUGUCUCGUCAAGAGGAUGGUGGAGUGUAUUCAUCUUCUGGCUUAAAGCAGAUUCCCAUUAAAUGGACAGCACCAGAAGCUCUUAAUUAUGGGAGAUACAGUUCGGAGAGUGACGUGUGGAGCUUUGGCAUCCUUCUCUGGGAGACCUUCAGCUUAGGGGUUUGUCCGUACCCUGGAAUGACAAAUCAACAAGCAAGAGAGCAAGUAGAAAGAGGAUACCGGAUGUCAGCUCCCCAGAACUGUCCAGAGGAUAUUUUUAAAAUCAUGAUGAAGUGUUGGGAUUAUAAACCUGAAAAUCGCCCUAAGUUCAGUGAACUUCAGAAAGAGCUCACUAUCAUCAAGAAAAAACUCACAUAGUGACAGGAUGGCGCCAAACCCAGCCUUCAGGACUCUGUCCUCCAGCAGAGUAACGUUAUUGUCCUCAUUAACAAUGAAUUUAUACCACAUUA
Messenger RNA from Mandrillus leucophaeus (drill), 2944 nucleotides. RefSeq names its product fer (fps/fes related) tyrosine kinase (gene FER). Gene Ontology annotation, biological process: peptidyl-tyrosine phosphorylation; regulation of mast cell degranulation; Fc-epsilon receptor signaling pathway. Gene Ontology annotation, molecular function: non-membrane spanning protein tyrosine kinase activity; ATP binding. The transcript has 20 exons. The coding region runs from base 384 to 2852 and encodes 822 amino acids. The record is from RefSeq and is a predicted model, not a curated record. NCBI's taxonomy places the organism in Eukaryota, Metazoa, Chordata, Mammalia, Primates, Cercopithecidae.